This is a messenger RNA of Babjeviella inositovora NRRL Y-12698, 1440 nucleotides long. It is a transcript of the gene SAM2, whose product is annotated as methionine adenosyltransferase. Gene Ontology annotation, cellular component: cytosol. The record is from RefSeq and is a predicted model, not a curated record. The transcript has a single exon. Bases 69 to 1226 code for a protein of 385 amino acids. Gene Ontology annotation, biological process: S-adenosylmethionine biosynthetic process. Lineage: Eukaryota; Fungi; Ascomycota; Pichiomycetes; Serinales. Gene Ontology annotation, molecular function: ATP binding; methionine adenosyltransferase activity.
CCCCCUGAAAAAAAACUUGCCUUUUUCCUCCUUUUCUUUUCUCUCUAUCUCAACUCUUUGCCACUACAAUGUCUGCUCCAGCCGAAACUUUCUUCUUCACUUCCGAAUCUGUCGGUGAGGGUCACCCAGAUAAGAUCUGUGACCAGGUCUCUGACGCCAUCUUGGACGCCUGCUUAGCUGUCGACCCAAUGUCCAAGGUCGGCUGUGAAACCGCUGCCAAGACCGGUUUGAUUAUGGUCUUUGGUGAAAUUACCACCAAGGCUAACAUCGACUUCCAGAAGGUUGUCCGUGACACCAUCAAGCACAUUGGUUACGACGACUCCGCCAAGGGCUUCGACUACAAGACCUGUAACGUCUUGGUUGCCAUUGAGCAGCAGUCCCCAGAUAUCGCCCAGGGGUUGCACUACGAGAAGGCUCUUGAAGAGUUGGGUGCCGGUGACCAGGGUAUCAUGUUCGGUUACGCUACCGACGAGACGGAAGAAAAGUUGCCAUUGACCAUUUUGUUGGCUCACAAGUUGAACGCCGCGUUGGCUGAUGCCAGAAGAUCCGGCGAAUUGGGCUGGUUGAGACCAGACACCAAGACCCAGGUCACCAUCGAGUACAAGAACGACAACGGUGCCGUCAUUCCUUUGAGAGUUGACACCGUUGUCAUCUCCACCCAGCACUCUGAGGAGAUCUCCACCGAGGACUUGAGAACCGAGAUCAUUGCCAAGAUUGUGAAGAAGGUUAUUCCAGCCCACCUUUUGGACGAGAAGACCAAGUACCACAUCCAGCCAUCUGGUAGAUUUGUCAUCGGUGGUCCACAGGGUGAUGCUGGCUUGACUGGUCGUAAGAUCAUUGUUGACACCUACGGUGGUUGGGGUGCUCACGGUGGUGGUGCUUUCUCCGGUAAGGAUUUUUCCAAGGUUGACAGAUCCGCCGCCUAUGCCGCCAGAUGGGUCGCGAAGUCUCUUAUCCACGCCGGUUUGGCCAGAAGAGCCCUUGUGCAGUUCUCUUAUGCCAUUGGUGUUGCUGAGCCAUUGUCCAUCUACGUUGACACUUACGGUACCUCCAAGUACUCUUCUGAUGAGUUGAACGUCAUCAUCAGAAAGAACUUCGACUUGAGACCGGGUGUUAUCGUGAAGGAGUUGGACUUGGCCAAGCCAAUCUACUUCAAGACUGCUUCCUAUGGUCACUUCACCAACCAGGAUUCCACCUGGGAACAACCAAAGGAGUUGGUGCUCUAAGCGCUUCCCCUCAUUAGAAAGACAUGAAACUACGCUCAACUCGUUUUUUCUCAGUUGUUUUCUUUCGCAUUUUUUUCUCAUUAUCCCCAUCCUCGGAUGUUAUGACUAUAGACUAUCACAACACCUCAUGUUAUUCUAAUCUUUUUACGGCUCUUCUUUUCUUCUUACUUUUUCUCAGGUUUCAUAAUAGGCUCUCAACAGUUCAACGGUUCUC